GCCAGAGCCGACCCUCCCUGUCAGCUCCCACCCCCUUCCCCAGCCCUGGCCUCAGGCCUCUACCUGCCCUGUUCUUCUCGGGGUCCUCCAUCUGGUCUGGGCCCAGGGCCAGUUCCCUCGGGAGGGCCCUGGCAGCCCCCUUCUCUGACUGUCUCCACUCAGUGAUGUCACAGUCCCUGGACUGACAUCACUACACAGCCCUGAGCCCAGAGCCCAGGGAAAAGCUGAGGGGAGGCCAGGGACCUCGCUGGGCUGGGCAGGUGCAGGCCACCCCCGUCCCAGUGCCCUCAGAGACACCUAGACUCAUGUGGACCCGGCCGUGGCCCCUUCUGGGCAGCGCUGUCCAGGCUGGCCCUGCCCUCUGACCUGGGGCCGCAGGGGCUGGCCACCGUGGGCUCAGUCCCCCGCCACCCCAAUUCACCUGCACCCCAAGGAAAGAGAAUGCGGAGUUGCAGCGCCCCAGGACCCACGAGCCCCCAAACACCAGGGCAGCACAUACUUCCAGUCCCAGGGUCAGAGCAGAGCGGGGCCAGGCCCAGCCCGGUGACACAGGGCAGAUGGAAGGGCGCCCUCCAAAACAGAAGAGCACAGGAGCUGCCGCGGCCGGGACAAACCAACCUCAGGCUGACCUAGGCCGGUAAUGGGUUUAACGCAUUGGGUGCAAAAGAGAAACACCCCACAAAUCAGGGAGAGAAGGGAAGCUGCCCACCCCACGGGAGGAGGCUGAGGAGUGAAUGCCGGGGCCGGGCGGGGCCGGUCCUCACAGCGCUGUGGAGACCAGACCAAGGGCAACUGUCAUCACCACGAGAAGGCCCUGUCCACGGCAGAACCCCACCUCACCGCACCGAUUGCACCACAGAUGCCCAUGAGGAGAGCCGGCCUCCGAGAACGUGGCUGAGCAGUCACAUGCCACCGUCAGCAAAGGCAAGGACCCAGAUUAUGCAAAGGGAGGCGCGGCUGCCAUGGACUCCAGGGCCUCAGACGCCAUCAACAAAAGCAGUGUACACAUUUGCAUCAAAUCCAUCACAAAGACUUCGAGACUCCGGGGGAAAGUCUGGGAGGACACUGGUCCUUCCAGAAACGUAACCACGAACAGCCGUGGAAAACCUGGGUGGGCUGCGUUUCUACUGCGUUUCUACAUUUCCUUUUCUUUUUUUUUUUCUUCCAGAUGGAGCCUCACUCUGUCGCCCAGACUGGAGUGCCUUUUCCCCUCACAGCGUGGGAGCCGCUGGGUGAUGUCCCGCCCUGGUUUCCCUCCACCCGAAGGCAGUCACCUCGGUCGCCGGCUCCUGCCUCUGUGAUGCUCCCCACGAGGGCUGCAGAGUGGAGGGCAUGGCGGGGUUCGGCCUCAUUCCCCGGGGAGCCCCAGGGGAGAGCUUAGUCCCGGGGAGCUGCCCAGGUCUUUGCCAUCCCCUGGCCUCCAUCCAGUCCCUCACGACUCGGCUCCUGGCCCUGCGCACCGGGCAAUGCCUGCUAGGCACGUGCCCCUCAGAGUCAGGCCUGUAUUCACCUCAGCUUUUAUUAAGGGCCUUCAGGGAUUGGGUUUUUUAAAUCAUCGUCAAAUAUACUGUUAUUAAAAGGAUAUGUACACUUUGGGAGGCCGAGGUGGGCGGAUCACUUGAGGUCAGGAGUUUGAGACCAUCCUGGCCAACAUGGUGAAACCCUGUCUCUACUAAAAACACAAAAAUUAGCUGGGCG
Rhinopithecus roxellana (golden snub-nosed monkey) is the source of this 1698-nucleotide messenger RNA. RefSeq lists its product as uncharacterized. The transcript has 3 exons. The record is from RefSeq and is a predicted model, not a curated record. NCBI's taxonomy places the organism in Eukaryota, Metazoa, Chordata, Mammalia, Primates, Cercopithecidae.